Pungitius pungitius (ninespine stickleback) is the source of this 4731-nucleotide messenger RNA. It is a transcript of the gene fam91a1, whose product is annotated as family with sequence similarity 91 member A1. NCBI's taxonomy places the organism in Eukaryota, Metazoa, Chordata, Actinopteri, Perciformes, Gasterosteidae. The coding region runs from base 185 to 2683 and encodes 832 amino acids. The record is from RefSeq and is a predicted model, not a curated record. Gene Ontology annotation, biological process: intracellular protein transport. The transcript is spliced from 24 exons. Gene Ontology annotation, cellular component: cytoplasmic vesicle; trans-Golgi network.
UACAACAAGGAAGUGACCGUUUAUUGUCAAGGAAAAUAACCACCGGAUACCUCCUCCUCGGGUCAGGGGCCGCUUCGAUCGGUUACUGGGUGUCGGAGGGGCAGGGGGGGAUACAGUCACCGUGGACUUGCCCGUUUGUGAUCGUCUGGAGGGAUUCUGCAUUUAGCCAGCUAGCUAGCUAGCGAUGAACACGGACGUUGAAUUCCACAUCAGGCAGAAUUACCCGUGGACCAAGCUUCCAGCCAACGUCAAGCAGAGUUUGGGGAACUCACAGCGCGAGUAUGAGAAGCAGGUGCUGCUGUACAGCAUCCGCAACCAGCUGCGAUUCCGCAAUAACCUAGUGCGCCACGUGAGGAAGGAUGAACGCAAGUAUUAUGAGGAGCUCCUGAAGUACAGCCGGGACCAUCUGAUGCUGUACCCCUACCACCUGUCUGACAUCAUGGUCAAAGGGCUGCGGAUCACUCCUUUCUCAUAUUACAUAGGAAUCAUGGAGGAUAUCAUGAACAGUGAGAAGAGUUAUGACUCCUUGCCCAAUUUCACUGCCGCUGACUGUCUGCGGCUGCUUGGCAUCGGGCGAAACCAGUACAUUGACCUAAUGAACCAGUGCAGGUCUUCCAAAAAAUUCUUCCGCAGGAAAUCGGCGCGGGACCUGCUCCCGGCCAAACCAGUGGAAAUCUCCGUGGAGCCGUGGUGGACGGCACAGACGGGCUACAUCACCGAGGACGAUAUCAGGAUCUGUUCUCCAGCAGAGAAGAAAGCCAUUGAUAAGAUGAUAGACUCUGGUCCUCAGCUGACUGGAUCCACGGAGUACAAUGUGGUCCUAAGCUUGUACAACCGGGGAUACAUCUAUCUGGAUGUUCCAAUAUCUGAUGACAGCUGCAUCUCAGUGCCCCCGCUGGAAGGCUUUGUCAUGAACCGCGUCCAAGGCGAUUACUUUGAAACGCUGCUCUACAAAAUCUUUGUGUCCAUUGAUGAGCAGACAAACGUAGCGGAGCUGGCAAACGUGUUGGAGAUUGACUUGGGCUUAGUCAAGAAUGCAGUUUCCAUGUACUGUCGUCUCGGCUUCGCUGUAAAGAAAGGUCCGGUGAUCAGUGCGGAGCAGCUCCACCCCUCCUGGAAGAAUGCCCCGUCUCUCAACAGACUCAAAAGCACCGUGGACCCCCAGAAGAUGCUUCUGUCCUGGGAGCAGGGGAGUCCUGUCAUGGAGGGAGGCUCCUCAGCCACCGACACAGACACCACUAGUCUGGAAGAAGCAGACGCAGGAAGCGUAAGCAGUCUGAGCAUCCCAGCUGCACCCACAAAGAGGAUUGCCUUCCUCUUUGACUCCACCCUCACAGCCUUCCUCAUGAUGGGCAACCUCUCUCCGAACCUGAAGAGUCACGCAGUGACCAUGUUUGAGGUGGGUAAGCUGUCGGAUGAGACUCUGGACAGCUUCUUGGCUGAGUUGGAGAAGGUGGAGAGCACAGCUGAGGGCGAGGCCCAGCGUUACUUUGACCACGCUCUGACCUUAAAGAACACCAUCCUGUUCCUGCGCUACAACAAAGAACUUACUCAGGACCAGGGACCUGAUAUGCCAAAUAUAGGUUUCCCCUUGGACAUGUUGCGCUGUGAGAGCCUGCUGGGUCUGGACCAGGCCACCUGCAGCCGUGUCCUCAACAAGAACUACAAGCUGCUGGUCUCCAUGGCGCCGCUGAGCAACGAGAUCAGGCCCAUCAGCAGCUGUACGCCUCAGCACAUUGGCCCAGCUAUCCCUGAGGUGAGCUCCAUCUGGUUCAAACUAUAUGUGUACCAUGUGACCGGCCAAGGCCCGCCCUCUCUGCUGCUCUCGAAAGGCUCCAGGCUCCGCAAACUGCCGGACACAUUCCAGGUCUACGACAGGUUGUUGAUCACCUCCUGGGGUCACGACCCCGGAGUGGUGCCUUCAUCCAACGUGCUGACGAUGCUCAACGACGCCCUCACACACUCGGCUGUACUGAUCCAGGGUCACGGAAUGCACGGCCACGGAGAAAUCGUUCACAUCCCUUUUCCUUUUAAUGCAGAAGAUCUGAAAGGAGAGUUCUCCUACUCCAACAUGUGUGUGCACAAGGCGCUGCAGAAGCUGAAAGAGAACGUGGACCUGGAGCACCAGUGUGGCUACAUCACCAUGCUCAAUGCCAACAACAGGCACCGCCGCAGGGCCAGCGACAGUGCAGAGUGCAGAGGGGACACCCAUCUAGGUGGAGGCCUGGACAACCACGGCAGCACCGAGUCAUUUGAGCUUGUGACGGACGAAAAUAACGGGGAAAUCAAAGGAAAGACGGACCCCUUUUCGUCUGAAGAUGAGUGGGUCCCCCUUGAACUCUGCUUCGGCAUGCCCCUCUUCAGCUCCGAGCUCAACCGCAAAGUGUGUCAAAAGAUCGCCUCACACAAACUGUGCAGCAACGAAAGCCUUCAAGAGCUGCUGCACUCGAGCCGAAAGCUAUCGCUGAAGGUGUUGAGCUUCGUCCAGUCAUUCCAGGACGGCAUGCAGCCCUCCGACCUGGACAGCGGCGUGUCGAACCCUCUCAGUCAGCCCCCAGCGGAGUCUGGUGUCCCCCUGCCCGCCCUCAACCUCAUCUUCAAGGACGGGCAGCUGAAGGAGUGGAGCGGACGGGCCCCUCCUCCCCUGGACAUCACAGCUCUGCAGAAGGACCAACGCACAUAAGCCACCCACCCCUCAAUUAUUCCAGAUGCAGGUCACUACUAAAAAAAAACAAAAAACAAAACUAAUUCAUCAAAAAACACCAUCCUCCCACUGAGGAAAAAAUGCUAUUUGAGUUCCAACCGAGCACCUUGUGUAUCAGUAUCCAGUCAUGGGAACACAAGCCCUAGCACUUCAUUCUCUUACUGUAUGAGGAACCGUCCUUCUGACUGGGCUGCCGACACUAUUUCAAAUAUCCCCACCGACUCCUCAUAUUGGUAGCAGGGCAGUGUUAUCUGAUGGCGUGGUGCUAUUAUGACAGCAGCAUACAACCCGGAGGAUCACUUGACUGCCCCCCCCCCCCCCCCCCCCCCCAAAGCCUACUCUUCAAUCAAUGGAUGCUCUUUGAGGGCGGAGUGUUAAGUGGAUAAUAAUUGUGUAGAUGUUCUCAAAAUGACCCACAGAAUAAACAAUGAAGUGUUGAACAGACAUUUUCAGGUAUUCCGAACAAUAUGCAUAUUCUAAGAUCAAGUUCUUGGACUUAUCAGAGUCUAUAUACAGACCCCCCCUGCCCCUGUUGUUCCACGUUAAGUGAUCUAAUGCAUGAUACUGUUGCACUACUCAUACCAUAAAAGAAUACUUUUGUCUUUCCUUGUUAUCAAUAUUGGGGGCAUUUAUUAUUUGCACUGUGCAGGAUUCGUCCAAUCCUUUGGAUGAAGUAAUGUCAUGUAAUUUUCUUUUUUUAAACUGGAUCCUUUGUGCUUACGGUUUUAGAGUUCACCACAAAGAAGUGUUUCCUCUUUGACAUUGACAGGGCAUUGGCGAAAUUGCAUUCUUUUUUUUUGUUAUUCCUAUUAUUUCUCAGUAUAAGAGAACACCAAAGACCAUUUUCUUUUCCUAUAUACUUUUUUUUUAAAUCUUCAGUUUUCUUUUAUUCUGCUGCCUUAUCAAUCAAAAAAACAACCAUUUCCUUGCUUGUGUUUAUUUUUUUCUUCCUUUUUUUGAGGUACAAAUACAAAAAUUACAUGAUAUUUAAUGAUUUAAAUAAAAAAAGAAAUCCACAUUAUUGGGCCACAAACUACCAACUAUUGUGAAGAAUUUGACCAGAUUAAGCAAGUGUAACUAAUUGCACAGAACAGGAACAGUCAGGUCUGUGUUUGACCCGGCUGCCACGGUUUCCUGCCAGUAUUUCUCUCUGGAUCCGCUCCAGGUUUUUGUGCCGGGCCGUGCCGUGCGCUGUUGGCCAGCCCAAUAUACUCCAAGGGAAUCUGUUUACGCCAUGUUUAAAAAAAAAAAAAAGUCUAGCGAGAAGACAACUUCGCUGUGAAGGCCUAGACCCCCGGGAUGGAAAUGCACGUGCUCUGCCCACCCUAUCAGAGACGUCGUGGCCCAGAAAGUGUCGAAAAUCUGACACAGUUUAGUGUGGCUCCAAUAAUAUAGAGUUCCUUUUUGUUGCCCCCAGAAUGCUGAGCUACUUUGUUUGUGUCCUUUUUUUAUUUUUUUAAGUAUUCAGUAUACUGCAGUUUUUGACCCAUUUGUGGUUGCUGUUUCUAAUAAUGUGAUGCUGACAUUGAAAAAAGAGACAAGGUCCCGUUGAAGCAUGACGACAAUGUAUAAACUGUAGUGUGUAUGUUGUGUAUGCGUGUGUGUUGUACACCUCACUAUUGAUGUGUUUCAUACAGACCUACCUUUCACAAUAAGUGAAUCAGACCUUCCUGUCCGUUAUCUUGAUGCAGUUCUCGAGCAUCUCACUUAUCCCCCAUCCGCCCCAAGUUAUACACAUCUACCAGUGUUUAAAAAAAACAAAAAAUGCUAGUUUUGUAUGUCAGUCUAUAUUUUAGCAAAUCUUUGUUGUAGCUUGUUUAAUGGGACUGUGAAUACCAAUGAUUGAGUUAAUAAUAACAAUGCUCUUGUAAUUAAAUGGAUUUAAAAAAAAAGAAAACGACAUUCCUUCGAUAUGCCUUUCCUCCAUCCCUGCGCAAUUUCCCCUCUGCUCCAGAUACAUGUUAUUGAUACAAAUACCUAUGUAAAAAGUAUGGAAAUAUGAAUAAAUAUAAUAGAAUAAGAACAAA